UAGUCGCUGAGUUGUCGCUGUAGGCUCAGUGUAGUCUCAGUGUAGGUCUCGACUUCGACUUCGGCGAAAUUGAGCAGGCGGCGGACCCCACACUUUCAACUCAACUUGCACCAGCUCCCGACUUCAAGUACUCUACCUAGCUAGAGCCAGGCCCCUACUCUUUACCGUCAAGACAUCAUCCUACAGCAUGUCUGCACCCAAUGCAAACAACCCGGCUGCAGCAGCACCCCAAAACAUCUCUGCUAGCUCACCCGCAGCAGCACCCGAUGCGCCUAUUGCUCAAUCUGCCCUCUCCCACGCCCAGAGUUUCCCAAACUUCAUCACAAAGGAUGACAUCAAGGAGUUCCCUGAAGGCAGCGAUGAAGCUAAACAGCAAUUCAAGGAGUUCACUGCGCGUGGUAAAAGUCUCAUUUCACCACCCAUCCAUACCCGUGGACAACCAGACACGAGUUAUGUUAGGAACAAACAUGUUGUGAUUACAGGCGGUGCUGGUGGACUUGGCAGGCAAAUGGCGCUCAAGUAUCUUGAACUGGGCUGUUAUGUGACGAUUGGUGAUUUGGAUAAAGUCAAUGGCGAAAAGCUCGCUGCUGCACACCCAAAGUUGCGAUUCGUGCAGUGCAACAAUCUCAGUUGGAAGGAUCAGUGCAAUUUGUUUGAGGUGGCCUUCAAGCGUACUGAAAUUCCCGGUGGUGGUGGCCGUAUUGAUAUCGUCGUUGCCAAUGCCGGUGUCACGGAGAUGGGCUUCUUUAUUGAAGACAAUUUGAAUGAACCACGCCUACGCACACUCGACAUCAACUUGCGCUCUCAAUUCUUUACAGUCAAGUUGGCACACUACUAUUUCCGCAGGUCGCCAGCAUACAAUGCCAAUCCGGCACACCAGGGUAAACCGCGCGAUUCGGCACUCGUCUUGUUGGGUUCCAUGGCAUCGCUCGGUGAGAUUCCAGGCGCACCAGAGUAUACUGCCGCGAAACACGGUAUGCUGGGUCUCAUGCGAUCACUCCGUCGUACAUCACCAGCAGAAGGUGUUCGCGUCAACAGUAUCCACCCUUGGUUCGUCAAGACUGGUAUCAUUGAUGCUAAAGUCAAGCUUGUUUUGGCAGGUACCGUGUAUGCUGAUAUCAAUGAUGUUGUACGUGCAGCAUUGUUUUUGACCUGUCCAAGCCCUGUUGCUGAAAAGCCGAAUGAGUUUGCUUUGGCCAAUGGACGUGCCUUGUCGAUUAUGGAGCCAUCGCAAGGUGUGGUGGAUGUAUUCCCCUCAACGGAGGAUAGCACAGGUGACUUUUUGGCCUUUAUGCAGCGUACGGGUGCUGUGUUCAACUUGCGUGGUAAAUAUAUGCCCUGGUUCGCUUGGCUUAAGGAUACGGUGCACUACUCGACCUUGUUCUUCAAGUGGCCUAUUAUGGUGGUUUUGCUGACGCUUGCGUUGCGCAGCGAGCGUGGCAGAUUGCUUUGGAUGGUGCUGAAGAACAAGCUGCAGAACUAGGCUCUCUCGGAUGACUCUACAAGCUUAUGGUAUCUUAUAGUCGUUUAUAGAGUCCAUCUUCUCUUCCCCUGAAUCAGACGACGUCAACUUUCUGAUUCUUUGCGAUUUGAGAAACAUUCAACAGCCCCUUCCUUGUCUUUGCCGACGUAUCGCAUGGGAAGUUCUGAAACAAACCUAUGUCGAUGCAAGCUAUGAAGCAACACUUUACUAGGCUGUCCCGAAGUGCUGGACUUCUACAGUACAGCAAUUCUCGCACUACGUGGGAGCGACACUGCAGCGAAGUUGAC
Protomyces lactucae-debilis is the source of this 1770-nucleotide messenger RNA. RefSeq lists its product as uncharacterized. The record is from RefSeq and is a predicted model, not a curated record. Bases 188 to 1483 code for a protein of 431 amino acids. Lineage: Eukaryota; Fungi; Ascomycota; Taphrinomycetes; Taphrinales; Protomycetaceae. The transcript has a single exon. Gene Ontology annotation, molecular function: oxidoreductase activity.